Molecule: messenger RNA, 5073 nt
Organism: Bufo gargarizans (Asiatic toad)
Lineage: Eukaryota; Metazoa; Chordata; Amphibia; Anura; Bufonidae
Gene: PTPRU
Product: protein tyrosine phosphatase receptor type U
Exons: 31
Coding region: 139-4452 (1437 amino acids)
Biological process (GO): protein dephosphorylation
Cellular component (GO): membrane
Molecular function (GO): protein tyrosine phosphatase activity; protein binding
Source: RefSeq, a predicted model, not a curated record
UGACACUCUGCUCCACUCUGCAACUUUCCCGUGCUGGAGCAGGCAGAAAUGAAGAGGGGGGAGAGGAGUAUGUUUUGAAAGAGGGGGGAGCCUGCAGGUUGGACCGCAGGGGGGAGAAGACUAGACUGCUACGGGAAGAUGGAGAAGUGGAAAAUGUACCCCCAGCUGGCACUGCUACUCCUGGUCGCCCCCCUGUGUUUCCCCCUGGAGACUGAGACUCCCACAGCUGGCUGCACAUUUGAAACCCAUAGUGAAAUUGGCCCAUGCGAGGUGACACAGAGCACACAGGAUGACUUUGAUUGGCAGUUGGUUCAUGACCCCCGUGGAAAUCCUGACUUACCCCAAGGUUCUUACCUUUUGGUCAACUCAUCAGAACAUCUGGCAGGAAAGUGGGCUCACCUCCUCUUUCAGCCAUUAAGUGAAAAUGAUACACACUGCUUGCAGUUCAGUUACCUUUUACACAGCAGAGAUGCAAGAGGUCCUGGCACAUUACGUGUAUAUGUGCGAGUCAAUGGUGGCCCUUUAGGCACAGCUGUUUGGGAAGUAUCAGGACCUCGUGGAAAGCAGUGGCAGCAUGCAGAACUUGCUGUUAGCACUUUCUGGCCCAGUGAAUACCAGGUGCUGUUUGAGGCUGAGGUGUCAGGAACUCCCUUAGGCUACAUCGCACUGGAUGAUAUUCUUCUUCUUAGUUACCCCUGUACUCAGGCUCCCCACUUCUCCCGGCUUGGGGAGGUGGAAGUUAACGCUGGGCAGAAUGCCACAUUUCAGUGCCCUGCCGCUGGCAGGGCAAAUGAGGGCGAGACCUUCUUACUGCAGAGGCAAAAUGGAGGCAUCACAUCUUCAGGGGUAAUUCAACAUGUCAGUCACUGGCGGCUCUUGGCCUCUUUCCAGCUAAUUGAAGCUGGGAGAGAUGAUCAGGACCUGUAUCGUUGCGUGAGUCGCUCCAUUUAUGGCGCAGGAGUGUCUAACUUUGCCGAGCUUGUGGUGAAAGAACCACCAACACCCAUUGCUCCACCUCAACUGCUAAGGGCUGGUCCCACCUAUCUGGUCGUGCAACUAAACACUCGCUCCAUAACUGGCGAUGGGCCCAUCGUGCGCAGAGAAAUUGAGUACCGCGUGAGCGGCGGAACCUGGCGAGAAAGGCAUGCUGUCACAUCACACACAUAUAAACUAUGGCACUUGGACCCUGAUUCACAGUAUCACCUGUCUGUGUUACUUACUCGGCCUGGUGAGGGAGGCACUGGGAGACCGGGGCCUGCACUCAUCAGCAGGACAAAGUGUGCAGAACCCAUGAGAGCACCUAAAGGACUCUCAUGCACAGCAGAGCAACCGCGCCAGCUGACUCUGCACUGGGAAGCAGUUGGCUUUAAUAUCACUCGCUGUCACACCUACUCGGUGACGCUGUGUUACCAGUAUGAAUCCAGUACUUUGCAAGACUGUGUAACAGUGGAGGGCGGAGCUAGUCAUUAUACCCUUCGAGCGCUCCCUCCAUACAGUGCUGUCCACUGCCGCCUUGUUUUAUCCAACCCUGAGGGUCGAAAGGAGGGCAAGGAAGUUACUUGCUAUACACAGGAAGAUGUACCUGGGGGAAUUGCUUCAGAGUCCUUGGUGCUCACUCCACUGGACGAUGCUAUUCUACUUUCCUGGGAUGAACCUGCUGAACCCAAUGGUAUCCUUACCCAAUAUGAGCUUAGUUAUCAAAUCAUUGAGUCUUCAGACCCUGGGGUGAGCGUUCCAGGACCACGCUCAACUAUAUGUAAGCCUCCUAAUGCAACUUCCCACCUUCUUACCAACUUGCACCCAGGAACCACCUACCUGCUGAGUGUACGGGCACGUAAUAGCAAAGGCUAUGGACAGAGUGCACUUACUGAGCUCACCACUAACAUUUCAGCUCCUGCAUUUGACUAUAGAGACUUACCUGCUCCAAUUGCUGAGACAGAUCAUACUAUCACUGUUCUCUUAAGACCUGCACAAGGAAGAGGAUCCCCUGUGAGCUUUUACCAGGUACUGGUUGAAGGAGAAAGUUCCAGUCGAGCUAAACGCGAACUUGCAAUUCCUGGCUGUUUCCCUGGGGCUGGUGGUUAUGAGGAGGCGGAGAUGGAAGGUGCUACCAGCUAUGUGGGAGCAGAACUUCCGCCAAGUGACUUGCCUCGAGAUACCCCCUUCAUAGUUGGGGAUAAUCGCAGUUACGGAGGGUACUGGAAUCCACCCUUGGAUCCUCGAAAGGGCUAUCUUAUCUACCUGCAGGCAGCGAGCCAUCAUCGUGGGGAAACACGGCUCAAUUGCGUUAGGAUUGCCAGGAAAGCACCAUGUAAGGACAGUCACAGGUUCUCCAUGGCUCCUCAGCAUUCAGAGGAGAUGGGACUUGUACUAGGAAUUUGUGCUGGUGGUCUGGUUGUAUUUAUCAUUCUGCUUGGUGCUGUGAUUCUUAUUGUCCGCAAAGGAAGAACCCAAUUUUCUUAUGCUUACUAUCCGAAACCUGUGAGUCUAGCUAAGUCUGCCUUGCCAGUGCGCCAUGAAAACUCUUGCAUGGGUCCCACUAGAGAGCAUACAAAGAUCUUGGAUGAACCCAAAUUACUGCAGGAGGAGGCAGCUUUAACAUUUUUGCACAAUUAUGGUUCUCGAGGGGAGCCACGUGUUGGGUCUGUGACAGAAUCAAGCAGCCUUCUGGGAGGCUCUCCACGACGAAGCAGUGGUAGGAAAGGAUCUCCGUACCAUACAGGACAAUUACACCCAGCAGUACGUGUGGCAGAUCUACUUCAACACAUUAAUCAGAUGAAGGUGGCGGAGGGGUAUGGAUUCAAACAGGAGUAUGAGAGUUUUUUUGACUGGGAUGUGUCUAAGAAGAAGGAAAAAAGCAAAGGAAGACAGGAGCCACCUCCAAACUAUGAGCGGCAUCGUGUUAGACUCCACCCUCUACAGGCAGAAUGCAGUUCAGAAGAAAUCAAUGCCAACUACAUUGAUGGUUAUCACAGAUCGAACCACUUUAUUGCUACACAAGGUCCAAAACAGGACAUGAUCUAUGACUUCUGGAGGAUGGUUUGGCAAGAACACUGCUCAAGUAUAGUGAUGAUUACCAAACUAGUGGAGGUUGGAAGGGUCAAAUGCAGCAAGUACUGGCCCGAUACUACAGAAACAUAUGGGGAUAUACGCAUUACCUUACUUAAUACAGAAACUCUGGCAGAGUAUACAGUUAGAACACUUUCGUUGGAGCGGCGGGGUUAUACUGCCAGACAUGAAGUAAAGCAGUUUCACUUCCUCUCAUGGCCUGAGCAUGGAGUACCCUUCCACGCUACAGGUCUCCUUGCUUUUAUUCGAAGAGUAAAGUCUUCUACACCACUUGAUGCUGGGCCUGUUGUGGUGCAUUGCAGCUCUGGAGCUGGCAGGACAGGAUGCUACAUUGUCUUGGAUGUGAUGCUGGACAUGGCUGAGUGUGAAGGAGUUGUAGAUAUAUACAACUGUGUGAAAACACUGUGCUCUCGACGCAUCAACAUGGUGCAGACUCAGGAGCAAUACGUUUUUAUCCAUGACGCCAUCCUUGAGGCCUGCCUUUGUGGUGACACAGCUAUUCCUGCAUGUGACUUCAGGCAAACAUACAAAGAAAUGCUACAGAUAGACACCCAGAGUAACUCAACACACCUGAGAGAUGAAUUCCAGACUCUAAAUUCAGUGACAGCGCAACUAGGUGUAGAGGAGUGCAGCGUUGCUUUGUUACCGCACAACCGAGACAAGAACCGAAGUAUGGAUGUAUUGCCCCCUGACCGUUCUCUGCCUUUAUUACUCUCUGCACAUGGAGAGGAUACCAGCAAUUACAUUAAUGCUGCCCUGACCGAUAGUUACAAAAGAAGUUCACAUGUCAUUGUCACAGUACACCCUCUGCAGACCACAAUCACCGAUUUCUGGAGGCUGGUAUAUGACUAUGGCUGCACUAGCAUUGUUAUGUUGAAUCAGCUGAACCAGUCAAAUUCUGCCUGGCCCUGCUUGCAGUACUGGCCAGACAAUGGGAUAUCCAGAUAUGGACCAAUGGAGGUUCAGUUUGUGUCUGGGUCUGUGGAUGAAGAUGUAGUAACCCGUCUGUUCCGAGUACAGAACAUUACAAGGGAUGAACAUCUCCUGGUCAAGCAUUUCCAGUAUCUAAGAUGGUCUCCAUACAGAGAUACUCCAGACACCAAAAGAUCCUUCUUACAACUCCUUUCCAUGGUCGAACAGUGGCAAGAGCAGAAUAGAGAGCAUAGGACCCUUGUGCACUGUCUAAACGGCGGAGGUCGGAGCGGGACAUUCUGUGCUUGCGCAAUGCUGUGUGAGAUGACUCGAUGUCACCACGUGGUUGAUGUUUUCUAUGCUGUCAAAAGUUUGCGGAAUAUUAAGCCAAAUAUGGUGGAAACACUGGACCAGUACCGGUUUUGCUAUGAAAUUGCCCUGGAAUACCUAGAACUGCAUGAUGCCAGAUAGCAUCCAUGGAAACAGCAAUUUGGGUGUCAGCCCUGCUGCCUGUGCCCUGUGAAAUGGACAUGUGCCAAUCUGAUGCAUUUAUAUGUUGUGGCCAAAAAAGACUUCAGUCACCUCUCCUAAUCCAGUAUGAAAAGGGCUUCUCUCUGCUGUCUCUGUGGGAAGUGGAAGUAUAUACCAAUCAAUGCCUGUACAUAUUUCUAGCUGUACAUAUGAGCCUGAUUAUGGAACGUGUAGCUCCAAAAUUAAAGCCUAUAACAUAUUUUACUUGUGAUGUAUAUUCAUAUCAAAUUUGCAUAUGCAAAUCAGCGCAAGUAUCAAAGAGAUUUCUCAGUGUCAGAGGUAUUCAAGGACACCUGAGCUGUAAAUAAGUGAUCUUCACCUUUCAUCUCUCAAUGGGUAGGGAGGGUGACCGCGAUGGGGUAAACUGCAUCAGCUGAAAGGCAAAGUAAUGUGUCUUCUCUAUAUGUGUAAUGGAUGUCCCUAUGUGAUCCUCUAAGCCACAGUAUACACUGAGCGUCAUGAUCACUAUGUGUAUAUAAUGCUGAAGGAUGUACUGACCCCACAAGUAAUGAAGGGGUUUUAAUGCUUUAUUGUACUUGAAUAAACUGCUUGUUUUUAUUA